UGCUUUUAAAAAAUAUAACAAAAGUUUAUCACUUGUCAAAAAUAUUGUUAAGCUUCAAAAAGAAGUUAAAGAAACAAAUAGCGAAUAUUUUAAAUUAAACAAGAAAUAUAUUGCUCUAAAAGAGAAAUAUGAGCCAGCCAACG
Molecule: messenger RNA, 143 nt
Organism: Racocetra persica
Lineage: Eukaryota; Fungi; Glomeromycota; Glomeromycetes; Diversisporales; Gigasporaceae
Source: the annotation of a GenBank genome assembly